UGGUGAUCUAUUUGACAGCUUUAACACGCAUGUGAAAAUAGAUGCCAACUAAACGCAUGUGUGUCUAGCUGAGGAGAAACGCCACAUGACGUAGAGUGACUGCGAUCUGCUCAACUAAGAGUCCCUACCGGGGUGUCACUAUGGGGAAGUCGUUCUCACAUCUUGCUAAGCAGACAUGCCACGAUGAAGGCCAGGACAGCUUGAAUUCUCCUUUGGAGGAUGGCAUGCAGGGGGAGGAUGGGAAAGGUGGAGAUGUUUCCCAGUUUCCUUAUGUGGAGUUCACAGGACGGGAUAGCGUCACAUGUCCCACUUGCCAGGGCACAGGAAGGAUUCCAAGAGGUCAGGAAAAUCAGCUGGUGGCAUUGAUUCCUUACAGUGACCAAAGGCUCAGGCCCAGGCGAACGAAGUUGUAUGUGACAGCCUCAGUCCUGGUCUGCCUGCUACUCUCCAGCCUGGCUGUGUUCUUCCUCUUCCCCCGCACCAUUGAAGUGUCCUAUGUGGGAGUAAAGUCUGUAUUUGUCAACUAUGACGAAGACAAGCACAUCGUCUAUCUUAACAUCACGAACACUCUGAACAUUACCAACAAUAACUACUAUUCAGUGGAGGUGGCCAACAUCACAGCUCAAGUCCAGUUUUCCAAGACAGUCAUCGGUAAAUCUCGAAUCAGCAACAUCACUGCCAUCAGUCCACUGGACAUGAAGCAGAUUGAUUACAUGGUUCCUACAAUCAUAGCAGAUGAGAUGAGCUACAUGUACAACUACUGCACCCUGCAGACCAUCAAGGUGCACAACAUUGUUGUCAUGAUGCAAGUGACUGUGACCACGGUAUACUUCGGGCACGCAGAGCAGGUGUCUCAGGAGAUAUACCAGUAUGUGGACUGUGGGGGGAAUACCACCACUGUUCAAGGUCCGAACAAGCUAUCCAACAUCCUGCAUCCCCCUGAGUAAACACCACAUCCUGAUCAAUCCCAACAUGGUUUCUGAACCUAGCUUUAGGUGGUGCACUGCGUUUUCGCCCUCUUUCUCCACGUACAGUGUCCCAUAGACUCCACCCUCAUGUGUUUAGUUAACCUUGGUGUCGGGUAUGAAAGCCCAUUGUACAGCGAUGCCGUCACGCUUGAGCAAAGAGAAAGGGAAGCGAGGGGCUUUUGCAAAAUCUGGUCACAUGGUUCCAAGGUCAGUAGAAGUGUUUUCGCAGUGACUGCACCGUAAUGCACUUUACAAGUGAAUUUUAUCAACAAACUUUACAUUUCGUCACAGCUGCUCGUAUCCCAUCUCCCCACCAUGGACGUAGAAACAAGACGUGAAGACAUGUUGAAGGUCAUUAGGAACAGACAAAAGUUCUUAAAGAGAUACUUGCAUCAAAAUCCGACUUUUCCUGUUGUUAAUCGAUGUAAGGAGUGUGGAUGUGAUCGACAAGACAAAUGGCAGCCCUAAAAUCCCAUUUAUGGCCAGACGAGAGAUAUCGGCGGCCAAAUAACUGAUUUCUGGUUGGUGAAAAUGUGGUAACUUGCUGCAUCACAAAUUACCGUUAGCAUAGAGGGUGUGUCCGUAGCGGGACACUAUAAAAGCGGAGACACACCCUUUUCUCCCCCCCUGAAUCAGUAGCCAAUAGCUAUGAAAUCAUAAAGCCACACCUACCUUCUGGUUGUAAUUCAAACCACCCGUGUUAAAAAUGUGCUCAGAAACAGCAUGAAAGUAUGUCUUUAGUGCGCGACGGGUGUUUUUGAAAUAUAGCUUCGUCCUUACCUAGUGUAAGCUUGUGUCGAUCUGGAUGCUGCACUCUGUCCGGGAGGCCUGUGCAGCAUGUUGACAUAUAUAGUCUGCUGCCGGGUGCUCCAGUUACCGUUUGUAUGCAGCAGUCAGAAAUGAGAUGUUCUGGAAACACUUUAUAAUAACUACACCCUGUGAAGCAUUAGUUAAACAAUUAAUUAGGCUAACUAAUUAAUUAAUUAAUUAAUUAAACGAAAUUAAACUAUUUAAUUCAUUGUAUUUAUUUAAUGUAUUUAAAUAUUUAAAUUAAUUAAUUAAGAAAUUAGUAAGGAUGAAUUACUUACUCGUCUAUUAAUGUAGGAAUUAUACUUUACAAGUGAUGAAUUCAGUAGUUAAAUACUUGACUAAUGCGUCACAGUGUGUAGUUAUUAUAGUGUUACCAGCGUUUUUCACAGCAAUAAGUUUACUGUGUGAAAUAAUGAAAGUACUGAGAUUAUUCCUUACCCUGACGUGCUUAACCUACUGGAACUGUACGGUCAAGUGAUUUCACAUUUUUUAGGAAGAUGAUCAUUAUAGUUUCUUCCUGGUUUACCUUAAUUUAUUGGUUUCUUAGUUGUUUUAAGUAGCGCUAACAUAAUAUUUCCUAAAUGACUCCUUAUUUGUUUUGCUUGAUGAAGCUGAUAAAAAGUGUUAUCUUGAAAUGAAUUUUUAGUUUUCUUCAUCACACUGACGCAUAAAACUUUAGAGAAUCUGAAGAGCAACUUUGGGGGGAAAAAAAGUUGAUUUUAAAUUGUUUUACCACUUCUCCCCACACUUCAGUUAUGAAGCUUUAGAUUCAGUUUGUUGGUGUCUGUGUUCAUCAUGUAAAUACCUUAAAAUGCUCUCUGUAGUACCUGCCUCAUUUGCCCUUUAAUGCUGGCAGAGAAAAGACCACAACCAAAACAUUUGUACUAUUCUUUUGUUUUCCACAGACAUGAACGGUUGUUCUGAGAGGACAGUGACAUCAUAGUAAAGCAUUAGUUGAUCAUUAUCUUUUGUUCUGCUAGCUGGGGGUUGCCACUAACUUAACUCUGUCCUUUGAUUUAAAAUUGACUAUAUAUAUAUAUAUUUAACAGUUCACAGAGGUAGUGGGAGUCUUAUCAAUUACAUGUUUAGUGUUUUCUUUGCUAGUGUGAACUGCUGAAUCACUGUUUCUCUGAAAGCAGCAAUAAAGUUUUUAA
Lampris incognitus (smalleye Pacific opah) is the source of this 2932-nucleotide messenger RNA. RefSeq names its product transmembrane protein 106Bb (gene tmem106bb). Bases 141 to 947 code for a protein of 268 amino acids. Lineage: Eukaryota; Metazoa; Chordata; Actinopteri; Lampriformes; Lampridae. The transcript has 8 exons. The record is from RefSeq and is a predicted model, not a curated record.